AUACAUAUGGGAUGAGGGACUACAGUCUCCGCGUCUGUCGACGUUGGAGUACCAGCGCGCAUUUGCGGUGUGGUCGCGCUCGAUUCGUGCAUCCCGUUGCACAUCCGGCGGUACGCAUCAUUGGCCGAUGCGGCUGCGGCAAUCCAGGGGCCAGAGCGAAGUUGUGAACCUUCUUUCACCAAUCGUCACUCUGGCACACAGAGGGCGUCCAUGAUUGUCCAGCGUCUCUGCAGAAGCGCGCAAGCUACGCCGUCACACAAAGCACCACUGGUAUGGAGGAGAUGGCAGUCCUCGCUGUCACUGGAACGCCUCCAGAAACCAAUCCAGUCGUACAUCUCGACGUCGCGUGAUCCGUACUUGAACCUGUCCAUCGAGCAUCACCUGCUGCAGAAGAGUUCACCAGAGUCGGCCAUACUGUUUCUGUACGUUAACAGACCGAGCAUCAUCAUCGGACGCAACCAGAAUCCCUGGGUGGAAGUAAAUCUUGCGCUUCUCGGCCCGUCACGAAAUCACCUGGCGACCGAACCUCCCGGGCUGGGAGCCGUGGAUCUCGUGCGACGAAGAAGUGGUGGUGGCACGGUCUUUCACGAUGAAGGCAACGUUAACUGGACCGUGAUCUGCCCUUCUGCAGACUUCACUCGCGACAAGCAUGCCGAGAUAGUAGUGCGAGCGCUGAGAAGCUGUGGCGUAGAAAGAGCCCGCGUCAAUGCCCGGCACGAUAUCGUGCUCGACCAGGGCACACGUGGAGUUGACACGGAUCCUGAGGACACUCACAGCACGCCGUAUGAAGCAACUGAUUUCGAUACACCACGGCCGCUCAAGGUGUCGGGAUCUGCAUACAAGCUCACCAGAAAUCGAGCGCUGCACCAUGGCACCUGCCUGCUCAACACUCCAAACCUCAACAUAAUCCCUGAUUAUUUGCAUUCGCCCGCAAAAUCAUACAUAUCAGCGCGAGGAGUCGAGAGCGUCAGCUCACCCGUCGGCAACAUCUUGCUAAGCAACGAAGACUUCGUUUCCGCUGUGCAGGAGCAUUUUGCUAAACAGUAUGGUGGGACCCGGGACCCGUUAGAGGUCGGCGCUGAAUCGCUUGACGACGAAGUGGUGCGCAAAGGUUAUGAUGAGUUGAAGUCAUUGGAUUGGACCUACCUGCAGACGCCACAGUGGUCUAUGAGUUCUUCGGAUGAUGUUGUACCAGGCGUCAAGCUGGACCUCUCUGUCAGAUAUGGCGCAGUCAAUGGCGCAUCUCUCAAGCUUGGGGACUCUUCUCGCGAUAUCAGCCAAGCUCUGAAAGACGUCAAAGUGCACGAAGUGUCAGACUGGGCAUCUGUGAUGCGGCCGGCACUCGCUCAAGCUGGAAUCGAGUCUACCCAGGAAACAUCGCUGUACCGUUGGCUGAACACGAUGCUGCCAACUCGAAGGUGAAGCCUGCUCUCAAGCGUGCUACCACAUGCUCAACCGAGGGCAAAGAAAUGUAGGCUGCCAUACUGGCAUCGAAUGUACAGAUAACGACGAUCUGCUGCGUCCAAUCAUGCACGGCAAUAAUGGAGACCACUCGAGAACGCUCGGCUUAAGAGUCCGCCGGAUCUCUCCAUUCAUAUUGGGCUCAUUCCACGGGCCUAACGUGCUCGGCACGAUGCUCCAUGUCACCUUCAUACCGCACAGUCGAGGGCUAUUACUCGACAACUUAUGGCAGAGAUUAUGGAUGCGUGUAUGCUUCAGUAUACACUUGGCUGUACAUUUCAACCACGCCCACGUGAAGUGCGAGUGUCGUUCGUGUUGAGGUCUGUCAACAGACACAAUGGAGGGGUAGAAGCAGACUAUGCACCCGUAAAGACAUCUUUAUAGUACAGCGACCGCCAUGCAUCGCACCGGGCGCAUGUGCUGCGUACGCUCUGCCACCAGACGUAAAGCGCCAUGCCGCGCAGCGCCCACCCUCGUGGUCUGCAACAGCAGACUGGUAUCCGCGAUGCUCACAUCUUCUCUUCUCUUCUUCGUAUUCUCCUGGAUCCGUAACAUCUGUUGCACUUCUCAAGCCAGACAAGAGAAAAGAGUUGUCCACCAAAAGCGAACCUGCCACACCACAAGUACUCUUGUCGAGCACCUCAAAUUGCAGCAGGAUUAUGAAAGGUGAUUGAAAUCGAUUUUGGCAACACAGGAAUAUACAUUCGCCCAAUAAAACUGCUGACGAUAUAAGGGUAUAGGUGCCAAUUUUAUCAACUUACGGAAGAAAGAGGUUUGCAAGGGAGAAUUUGGAAAAGUAGCUGCUCGGCGGGCGGGCGGGAGAAGGCGGAUGAGUCAGCAGCCGUGGUGGAUCUUGUUGCUUGGUAUCUUCUGCUCUUCGAUAUGCAAACCUCACAGACGUCCUCGAUGUACCAUAGUCUGUAUGUGCGCC
Messenger RNA from Cercospora beticola, 2392 nucleotides. RefSeq names its product putative lipoate--protein ligase (gene AIM22). Gene Ontology annotation, molecular function: lipoyltransferase activity. The record is from RefSeq and is a predicted model, not a curated record. Gene Ontology annotation, biological process: protein lipoylation. Gene Ontology annotation, cellular component: cytoplasm; mitochondrion. NCBI's taxonomy places the organism in Eukaryota, Fungi, Ascomycota, Dothideomycetes, Mycosphaerellales, Mycosphaerellaceae.